UGAGCGUGGAUCGGCGGACUGUGGCAGUGUGACUGUGGCUGUCCGCUAAGCUUCACCCCGGCUUCACCAUCAGCAUCAGCAUCUGUCCACUCGGUUCACCAUGAAGAUCUGGACCUCAGAGCACGUCUUUAACCAUCCUUGGGAGACGGUGACCAAGGCUGCUAUGCAGAAAUACCCCAACCCCAUGAACCCCAGUGUAAUCGGCGUGGAUGUUCUGGACAGAGACGUGGACAGACAGGGACGCCUCUGCAGUAAAAGGCUACUCAGCACAGAAUGGAGUCUUCCCUCUAUAGUAAAAUCUAUCAUGGGCAUCUCACGGACGUACACAUACGUUCAGGAGCAAUCUGUAGUUGAUCCUAACGAGAAGACUUUUGAGCUUCAAUCCACAAAUAUCACUUUCACAAACAUGGUGUCUGUGGAUGAGAAGUUAACGUACAAGCCCCAUCCUGAUGAUCCGGAGAGGACAAUCCUGACUCAGGAGGCUAUCAUCUCUGUGAAAGGUGUGAGUCUCAGCAGCUACCUGGAGGGAGUAAUGGCCAGCACCAUCUCUGCUAAUGCUGGAAAGGGCCGUGAAGCGAUGGAGUGGGUAAUCAGGCGACUGAAUGCCGAAAUCGAGGAGCUGGCAGCCACAGCCUGCGGGACGAUGCGCCCCCCCAUGGCGGCUGCGGUGGCAGAGAAAUGACACCUGCUUCUGUUGUUGAGCAGAGUCUGAAAGAGACGAUACCUCACUACCACACUCAGCCUCUUUUCAUGAUGCUCCGCUGCUGUUUUGGUGCUCUGAUUUAUUUUUUUUUAUAUUGUUUAAGGGUACAACUUCACCAUCUCUCUUAUGUUAUUAUCUACAUUAGAUAUUUUUUAAGCAGCGGGCUGCAGCAUGAAGGGUUUGUGGUGAGUGUGUUCCCGACAGGACUGCAGUGACGUGAGACCCGAGGCUGGAGAAGGGGUGGCACAUUGAGUGUGAACACCGUUAUGAUUCAUGUGUUUUCAAAGCAUGCAGCAGUGUCAAAAGGGCAUUUUAGCCAUUAAGACAAACUGGAAACACAAGAGAAGUGCCAAAACAAAUAACUGCCCUGUGCCCAGUCUUUUUCAAACGAGCUUUGUCCGCUGAAUGCCAGCAGGUCUCGUCUGGCAUGACCUCUGCGUUUAGAGCGACCCAGUAAAAACACUGUAAGAUUUAUAGAUGUGACUGUGACGACAACGUAUGUUGAGGUGUGACACGAGAAAGCGACACCGUUUCCAGGAGGAGGUCAUGGGUAGAGCGUUUCAAGGGUACGUAGAAGCGGUGGGGGGGAGGCGGGGUGAGACGUUGGUUCACGGACAGGUUUAUUUGAGUAAGAUGGACAUCUCAGCAGUGUUUUCCUGUGGGACCUCAGUAAUAAUAAGAGACUCUGUACUAGACAACAAACACUAGGCUUUUUAAAAUAAAUGUGUUUUAAUUGUGUCAAGAAUAAGAUAUUUAAGUGAAAUGAAGGGAUCAAGAUGUUUGCCAUAUUUAUGUUUUUUGGAGUUGAAGGCCUUCUCAAAUGCAGCAUGACCACAGCGUUGAGGUAAAUCUACCUGAUACACAGACAUACCAAAGGUUAAAACCUUAAGUUGCACUUUGAACUGAGGCAGUUUUGUCAGCGCUCACACACACGUCAUCCUCUCAGUAUGUAUUGUGUGUCGGUGGGUUGAAGCAUUUUCUCUGACAAUAUGAUGAUGACGAUUUGAAAAAAACAGCUGCACACGCUGAGUGAGCUGAUAUGUGAAUAUGUUCACAGCAGACAUGGUAACGCUUGCGUUUGAGACGGUCUUCUUUCAUCACGUCGACAGCAGUGUGGUGAUGGUGAAUGCACUAAAUUCUUUAUUUUUCUAUAUGUAACAUGAAUAUUUAUUCAGAGAGGAAUUUAGAGUUUGGUUGACAUGCAUAGGAAUUGUAAGCUGUGCAUUUUGACAGGAUGCCUGUUAAAACAAUAAUUUUUUCUCAAUUAAUACAGAAUGUGAAAAUAAAAUAUAACUUGUUA
Molecule: messenger RNA, 2003 nt
Organism: Salarias fasciatus (jewelled blenny)
Lineage: Eukaryota; Metazoa; Chordata; Actinopteri; Blenniiformes; Blenniidae
Gene: prelid3b
Product: PRELI domain containing 3
Exons: 6
Coding region: 101-682 (193 amino acids)
Cellular component (GO): mitochondrial intermembrane space
Source: RefSeq, a predicted model, not a curated record